This is a messenger RNA of Carassius gibelio (silver crucian carp), 789 nucleotides long. RefSeq names its product histone H2A-like. The record is from RefSeq and is a predicted model, not a curated record. Gene Ontology annotation, molecular function: protein heterodimerization activity; DNA binding; structural constituent of chromatin. NCBI's taxonomy places the organism in Eukaryota, Metazoa, Chordata, Actinopteri, Cypriniformes, Cyprinidae. Gene Ontology annotation, cellular component: nucleosome. The transcript has a single exon. Bases 55 to 441 code for a protein of 128 amino acids.
CACUUCUAUUAUUUCUACACCAAUCUGUAGAUACAUCUUUCUCUACUUUCAAUAAUGAGUGGAAGAGGUAAAACCGGGGGCAAGGCCAGGGCGAAGGCUAAGACUCGUUCCUCCAGAGCAGGGCUGCAGUUCCCCGUCGGUCGUGUUCACAGGCUUCUACGCAAAGGCAACUACGGCGAGCGCGUCGGUGCCGGUGCUCCGGUGUAUCUGGCUGCUGUGCUCGAGUAUCUGACGGCUGAGAUCCUGGAGUUGGCCGGAAACGCCGCUCGGGACAAUAAGAAGACCCGUAUCAUCCCCCGUCACCUGCAGCUGGCGGUGCGUAACGACGAGGAGCUCAACAAACUCCUGGGCGGAGUGACCAUCGCUCAGGGCGGCGUGCUGCCCAACAUCCAGGCCGUGCUGCUGCCCAAGAAGACCGAGAAACCCGCCAAAACCAAGUGAACACGAGAGAACACGACACUCACAAAGGCUCUUUUCAGAGCCACACACUUUCUCUUUAAGAGCAGUUUGAAAUAUGCAUCUGAACCGCUUUAUUUCUAUUACGUCUAUCUUUAGUACACUCCGCUGCUACUAAUAGCGAAUUGAUACUAUUUACAUUCUGUAGCAGACAAAGCGACUUAAGGACAACAGAAGCAAACCAUAUCAAUAAAGGCCAAUGAUACACAAGUGCUAUAACAAGUCUCAGUUAGACCAAUGCAGCACAUGUACCAAGGGCUUUUAAAUAAUAUAAAAAGGAAAUUAAAACGGAAUUCAAAAGGUUAGAUUUUGUAAAAAAAAAAAAAAAAAGAA